This is a messenger RNA of Naegleria gruberi, 2247 nucleotides long. RefSeq lists its product as uncharacterized. The record is from RefSeq and is a predicted model, not a curated record. The transcript is spliced from 2 exons. Gene Ontology annotation, molecular function: GTPase activity; GTP binding; GDP binding. Bases 1 to 2247 code for a protein of 748 amino acids. Gene Ontology annotation, biological process: signal transduction. Gene Ontology annotation, cellular component: plasma membrane. NCBI's taxonomy places the organism in Eukaryota, Heterolobosea, Eutetramitea, Acrasida, Naegleriidae.
AUGGGUCAAAAACUAAAACCCAUUUCACGAGUUUCUUCUUCAUAUCCCGAUCACUUGGAACCAAUCUACACAGUUUCACAAUCAAUUCUUGGACAAAAUUCAACACUCCAACAAUUUCAUUAUAAAUUAAACGAUCAACAAUGUAGAAUGUUAUUGAAAAAGUUUAUUCAGAAUCAUUUUGGUUUCUCCUUGUUGUUUCCAACAUUUUCGGAUGAAUUAUUCGAAAGUACUUGGGCCUUGGAUAAUUUGUUGAAACAGACGAGUGCGAAUAGGAUGAUGUUGGUUUAUGCGAAUGAAUUGUAUGUUUUGAAUAAUUAUUCGAAACAAAAUCGGGUGAAUGGUGGAUUGGCCGCAAUUGAUGAAUUCUUCAUUCCAAUACAAUUUACGAGAAACCAAUUUAAAAAAUGUUUAGAAAAUGUUUCGAAUAAUGAUCAUGAAAGGAAACCAAGUCAUUCAGAGAUGAAGAACAUUCCACUACUUUCGAAUAUUUAUGAAAAGACCUUGUUAUUGGAAUGGAAUUUGAAAUGGACUAUAAAUGAUAAAGAAACAAACGUUACCAUAUUGAAAACUGUGCCAUUGUGGAUUGGUGCUAUGAGAUUACGAGAAUUCAUCAAAUCAAAUUUGGAAAUUCAGAAAUUAUUUGAUGGUAAUUUCAAAUUGACUUUUCCAAACAUGGAAUUUAAAAAUUUGAACGAAUCCAAAUUGGUUUCUAGUAUGAGCUCCAUGUUUUCUAUAAUAUUCGAGUUGUUUAUAAUGUAUAUUUCAUGUCCCUUGUUGGUAUUGAGUUGGGUUGCUGGCACAGAAUCGAGACACAUUCAGGAAUUGUUUGAUGAUCAUCAUAUUGGAACGAUUCCACUCUUCACAUGUUGUGAGUUGUUCGUACAGAGAAUGAUUGGUGUAUUGGAUUCAAAGAAUGAGUUUGGAAAGGAUUUGUUGCAAUAUUUUGGAUUAUUGAAAAGUUUGGGACAACAUGGAAUUGGAGCAGAGUGGAAAGAUUCCUAUCGGUUAAUGUUUGAGAAUUGGAGGAGUGAUAUGGUGAGCUUGUUGGAUCAGCCAACAAUUAUCCAAUUGUUCAAACCGUUUUCAAUCAGCUCACUUUCAACAGAGAUGGACUUUAUUGAAAUUUAUUUGAGCGGAAAUUCAUUGCUUUCUCUUCCAAAGGUUUUCAUUUCGGAGAGAUGUAGGGAUUUAAAGCUGGAUUCCCUGUUUAAUAUUCAGGAGAACAAGUGGGAGGUGAAGGAUGUGAAAAAUUCGAAAAUUAUCCUAAACUUGGUUUCUUUUUGGAUUGGAUUGGAAUUGUUGGACGAUAAAAAUUUACAGGACUUGCUGAAAAUAUCCUCCAAGUUGGGUGAUAAGGAAUUUUCAAAGCAAUUGACUUCAUUGAUGGCAAGGCGAGUGACUGAUUCGAAUAGUUACAAAUUCUUCAAGAUUGCUCAAGAUUUCAAAAUUACUUCUCUCACGGAUUUGUGCAAUUUAUUCACUCAACUCGAAAAGUACAAGAAAGAACACACAAACAAUACCAACCAGAGAAGAAGAUCUUUGGCUGUUGUUCUAAAAAGAAAUCCAAGUGAGAGUAAUCUUGCUGAUUCUCCAUUUCAGUUUACAAAACUCUCCUAUCAUGAUGGAUCAGAGUUGCAAUUGGCGUUUUCACAGGCCACUUCAAAGGAAGCAUCUUCACAGACGCAACAGAAGGAGGAUGUGACCUCAAUCAUUGCAAGUGGAGAUAGGGAGAGUAUUUCAUCUCAUAUUGGAGUUUGGAUUUGUGGAGGAGAUCACCCAGGAAAGACCAGUUUAAUAUCCACUUACAUGUUCGGUCAGUUCGAUGCUACUGCCUACGAUACGAGCAUUAAUGAGAGUUAUCGAAAAGUGGAGGGAAAUUAUGUUAUUGAUUUGAAGGAUUCAUCAAGUAGAAACUUGGAGGAGGAGAAAAUCAACAAGUCAUUCAUUGGAAAGUCAGAUAUUUUCAUUAUUUGCUAUUCAGUCAAGAAUUUGAAUAGUUUCAAAAUGGCAAGAGAUUACAUUGAUUAUAUCAAAACCAUCAAAACUAAUCCAAUUCUCCUAAUUGCAGCACUUCAAUGCGAUUCACCAAAGAGCAUUUGGAAAGUUACAACACAAGACGGCUUGAAAUUGGCCAACGACUAUGAUGAUGCUCAAUUCUUUGAAAUAUCGAGCUAUUUGGGAAUUAAUGUUCGAGAUAUUUUCAUGAGUGGAACGGUUCAAUUGAUAAAGAGAUUAAAUAAUUGUUAA